GGAUAUAUUGUUUGUGUGGAUGGAAGUUGCGUUUGAUCUCGUAUCUGAUGUCUAUCUUAGACUGCAAGUCCAUUAUUAAAGGAGUGGUGCAUCGGUCUAAGUCUCUCAUUUCACAACUCAGUCAUUCAUUUUCUUUAAUUUUCUUUCCUAACAAGUUUUGAUCUCUGAAUACAUUCUUUAUAUUAUUAUUUACAUCCGCAAUAUGCUUCUUCAGCGCCUCCUUCUCCUUGGCUUCGCCGCAGGCACAUCGGCAAUUCCUGCCCGUCAUGUUCUUUUUGAUCGAGACAAUGGUAUCUGCAGCGCAGAAAAUAUGAAGGUAGACGUCAGCGACUAUAACUGUCCCAAGAAGAAUACGCUCGAUAGCAAAGGCUACUGCUCUAAACCGAUUCCAAACGUACCUGGCAAGGAAGGGUGCUCAGCGUACUGUGAAAUACGCUUGACCUUGAAGUACGGGCAAGAAAUGCCUAUGUCAGGAGCUUCAUGUGGGAGUGGAACCGAAUGUUCCAUCAGCACUACCCAAACCAUUAGCUACGUCAACACAUUCUCAAUCAAUGCAGGCAUAGGUGGAGCGGUAGCCAAAGUGUUGGAGUCGGCCUUCGACAUCGGAGCAACCUAUACUUUCUCAAAAACUCUCACCUACUCGGAUACAGUGGGGUCUAAGAAAGAUUUGGGUGAGAAUGAGUGUGGAUACUGGACUUUUAUUCCUUAUGUACUAGAAUCCUGCGGCACCUUGACAGAAGCAGCAGAGAAAUCGGCACCCGCCGGGUAUAUGAACUCUGUGACGUACCAGUACUGUGACAAACCCUCCUACACAAACACACCCAAUUGGUGCAAUACCACUCCGUAUAAAAAUACCGCUGGUAUGGCUGAUGGAAAAUUGUACUUUGUUUAUACAUAUUGCAACGGAACAGGGGUUGACUGGGAAAAAAUGCAGGACAGUCCUUAUGUGUACCCCGGUGUAAGCACAGCUCAGAAGUGAGAUGAAUCUUAUUGUUGUGCUUGGCGGUGUGAUCUUCUGAAUGAUGUGGUUGUUGGAAAGCUUUUUCUUAGAUCUCUUUUUCGAGAAGAAUCCUCUGUCUUGCGACUCUUUGAUGCUGAUUUCCUCAUUCUUGUAUUGUUAAUUUAUCCUCCGAGGGCUUGACUUACAUGUUUAUAGUAGCUUUGCAAACAAUCCACUGUGAAAUUCUCGAUUCUCAAGAGCUAUGACCUGUAGGAACGGUUCAAUCAUAACGAAAGGUCUCUUGGUUUCUUUCAUGACAACGACGUAAUAUUACAAUCUCUAGAGUAGACGACACUAGGUACAUCCCUAGGCAUCAAAAUACUGACUCUAAGGGUAAGUUUCUAUGAUCAUCAUGACGACUUCAAUAUUAUUAAAUCUUCAUAAAGGUUCCCGGUCUUACUAGCUAUAUCAGUUCGAAAAGAGGAGAAUCGAGAGUAUGUAUUCCGAUAGCAUUCCAGGGGAGAGUUGCAAUAAGAAACAGCUGAAUAGAUCAUGUUGAGACUCAAAUAGAUGUCUUUUCUAUAGAAACGAAGAUGAGAGUAGGUAUUUAUAGCAUGUUAUAUUCUAGAUGAUAAGUUAUGACUUUCCAAAUUGAUUCGCGUGAUGAGGUUCCAAUGAUCACGUGCCACGUUCCACCGUGCCAAGCUAUCACGGAUUACGGCAGCCUCUUGGUGUGCCAGUUGCUGCACUUCUGGCAAUCAUGGGCAAACGUACA
Molecule: messenger RNA, 1715 nt
Organism: Botrytis cinerea B05.10
Lineage: Eukaryota; Fungi; Ascomycota; Leotiomycetes; Helotiales; Sclerotiniaceae
Exons: 3
Coding region: 203-979 (258 amino acids)
Source: RefSeq, a predicted model, not a curated record